AUGGAGGGGAAGGAGAAGCCCAGACCCGGUCCGGAUUACCUGAUGCAACUCAUGAACGACAAGAAGCUGAUGAGCGGUCUGCCGAACUUCUGCGGAAUCUUCCAGCACCUGGAGAGGCUCCUGGACGAAGGUCAGGUUAUCGUUCAAACUCCACGAGAGCAGCAGUUCCACCUCCAUCAUCCAUCACAUCCAUCUCACCUGCAGAUACAAGAAGCUAAAGAGGACACGGGAAUGACAUCACGGACUCAGGAAGACCAGAACCGAGGGAAGCCAAACUGGGAGCACCUGAACGAGGACCUUCAUGUCCUCAUCACGGUGGAAGACGCCCAGAACCGAGCCGACAUCAAACUCAAACGAGCUGUAGAUGAAGUCACCAAGCUGCUCGUGCCUGCUGAAUCGGUAGAAAUAAUCGCCGCUGUGUGGUGGACAGCAGCGCCCCAUGUGGUCUGCACAGCCCUAAGCAGGCUGGUUACUGAGCCAUCUAGCGUCUCGCAACAGGCUUCUCGUGUCCUCUCAGGCCCCGCCCCCAUACUGGCCCCGCCCACUGCCCUGCGUACACCCGCCCCCACAGGCCCCACUCUCGUGCCUCUGAUUCGUCAGAUCCAGACAGUGUUGCCCAAUGGAACACCGGCACUGAUGGCAGGGGUGGGGCCUGAGUCUGGCCUGAUCUACACGACGCCAUACGAUUACCCGUACGCUCUGCCGGCACCAGCGUCCAUCUUGGAGUACCCGCUGGACUCUGGGGGGGUGUUGGGUAAGCCCGCCCCCCCCUGUUCCUGUGAAUGCUCUCCCACCCCUCACCACCACACUCAUGGCCAGUGGAGCCCCGCCCCUACACUGGUCCUCCGACACGCCUCAUGA
Molecule: messenger RNA, 861 nt
Organism: Neolamprologus brichardi
Lineage: Eukaryota; Metazoa; Chordata; Actinopteri; Cichliformes; Cichlidae
Source: RefSeq, a predicted model, not a curated record